Molecule: messenger RNA, 10047 nt
Organism: Aedes albopictus (Asian tiger mosquito)
Lineage: Eukaryota; Metazoa; Arthropoda; Insecta; Diptera; Culicidae
Gene: Syngr
Product: synaptogyrin
Exons: 4
Coding region: 576-1271 (231 amino acids)
Cellular component (GO): synaptic vesicle membrane; neuromuscular junction
Source: RefSeq, a predicted model, not a curated record
GAGGUGGCGAGGGAGUUCUCACUAUCCCCCCAUGGUGGAGGCAGGUAUCGAUUCUGAUCCAUCCAGGAUGGGAGAGCCCAGAGAACACUGACUUGGGCUGGAUCUCGCGUGGGAUAACUCUCCCGACGACGACAAGUGGACUUCCUAGUAGUCACUGUGUCAUCAGCAGUCAGUUCCCUUUUGCAAACCGUGGUGCGUGGAAAAACAUUCCGAAGGCCAGCCAUCUACAACAGACAGUACUUAUCAUAUCUGCAAGUGGGUCCAAGUUAGUCCAGUCAAUCGAGUGUCGUCGGGUCGUGUCAAAAGUGCGUUCGCGAACGUCUUUUCUGGAUUGUGUGAUUGGGUGCAAAUCAGUCAUAUUCAACAGAAGUGUGAAGUGUCGAAUCGCAAUUUACAAGUGUGGUCAUAAGUGUGAACUGGGGCGAAUACCGUUUGCCUCUUUCGGACAAACCCAAGUCCGCUCGGAAUAACCUGCGGUGGUCGACCGUGUGUGGAAGUGAACACUUCUGAGGUUCUUUUUUCUUCGCGUGGACCAGGGUUCAGCAAACGGCCUCAAAACGGAGCACAUAACGAAAAUGAUGGAUUUCAGCGGCGGCGCCUACGGAGGUGGCAAAGCUGGCGGUGCGUUCGACCCGAUCGGGUUCGUGAUGCGGCCAACGGUGAUCCUGCGAGCAGUCUGUUGGCUGUUCGCCAUCAUCGUGUUCGGGUGCGUGUCGUCCGAGGGCUGGCGGGAGGAGAACGGCAAAGAGUACUGCAUCAUCAACCGGGACGCCAAUGCGUGCAACUACGCCGUCGGAAUCGGCGUGAUUGCCUUCCUGGCCUCGAUGGGUUUCAUCGCCGGCGAGUACCUAUUCGAGCAGAUGUCCUCGGUCAAAACCCGGAAACACUACGUCCUGGGAGAUUUGGGAUUUUCCGCCCUGUGGACGUUCCUGUACUUUGUCGGGUUCUGCUAUCUGACCAACGCGUGGGGUAAGGCGGAAGAUCCGCCAAACGGCGAAGGGGUGAACAACGUGCAGGCUUCCAUCGUGUUCUCGUUCUUCUCGAUCUUCACCUGGGCCGGUUGCGCUUACUUUGCGUAUCUCCGCUUCAAGGCCGGCGUGGAUCCGUCGUUCCAGUCGACGUACGAAUCGGACCCGAACGCCACCACCCAGUACUCGGCGUACCCGGUGGGUGGCGCUGGAGGAGAAAGCGAUCAGUUCCAGCAGCAGCCGUUUGGCGGCGGUCAGCAGCAACAACAGCAGCCUGGCGGUGACUUCAAUCCAGCUUACUAAAUUUUUGUGAACCCUUGGAUGAUCCGUUAGUUGUAAAACGGAGCAGUUGGACAUUGGAGACGCGUACUAAGCAGAGCGUACGGUGGGCUCUGGUAUUGACCAACGCCUAAUCAAAGUAGGUAUCCCCUUUCAGCGUGGUUACCCAGCAACCCAAAGAAAGCGUGCUCAGCGAGAGACUCAAAAUAUUAGUAGAACCCACACUCAUUCAGAAUGAACACGUCUAGCGCGUUGGAAGACGUAUUUUGAAACAUUGCCAUCACAUUGUUUAGGCGACAGCAGCAGAAACAGGCACGGCAGUAGUAACUCAGCAGUGACAGAAGAAACAAAAACAAAUAACACAACAAAAAAGCAGUGAAUAAUUCUCCCAGAUCCUAUUUAGUACGUACAUUGCUAUAUUAUACUACACUCACAUAUACAAGAGAAAAGAAAAACGCGAGGGCGCGAACACUCAGCGAAACACACUCACAUACACACAAACAUACAAACAUAACCGGAACAAUGAAGCAAAUAGCAAAACCAAAAAAAUAAGAAACACGUCUAAAUCGAAAACGACAAAAUACCAAAAACAAUACAAAUACCCGCAGAUAUAAACAAACAAAAAACAUCACAAACAACACAGAAACAAAACAUAAGAUAUUGUUAGUUUAUGACAAAAGAAAAAGAAGAGAAGUAAUCCUAUAAGAGAACAAAAUCACAGAAGAAUAUCUUACCGUAUAAGUAACAUUGGUAUAUUAUUUAUUGAUGAUAAUAAAAUUGAAAAAAAACGGGAAGAGCAAGAACGAGACAAGCAAGCAUCAAACGUGUAGAUGUAAGUCAGGAACCGAGAAAUGAAAGACGCGUAGGACGAGGUACUAUCUGGAAUAAGUGGAAACAUCGUCGUCAUAUAUGAGUGUAUUGACAACAUUCAGCAGUAGCGAGAAACUUGAGUUAUUCGGAAAAGGUAUCGCAAUGGUCGGGAAGAUGUUCGAUGGAGAAUGUUCGAGUUGAGAAGAGUUGAACAAGCACUCACGAUUUGUCUGAGCGAAAAUCUGAAUAAUGUAGCCACGAGGUAUCAAGAGAGAAGUAUCUGGAAGCUCACUGAACAGGUCAAUCAAAUUGAUGUGAAAACAUACAUCAGCAAGGCUUUUUAGUGUCAGCAAUGUUGGCCGAAUUCCAUGAACUUGCCGUGAACCAGGAAUUUUACCUAGAUACCUUCGAUCCUUCGAUAUUCGUAUUGCAUAUGAUACCUAAGGUAGUAAAGUGAAUGUCAACUAAGAAAUAUAUCUGGGCCGAUCGGAAAUCCAACGCAGUCAACCUCAGCAUGAUCUUAACGGGUUUUGGUCAAUACCGGCGCGAUAUACGCUUCAGCUGUAUGCCACCUCCCAAGAGUGAUUUAUAAUACAUACUUGGGAUGUUCAUGAAUUCUAUUAAUGGACCACCAGGCAUACUAAGGCAUACUAAGCAAUAAACUAAAUAAAGUAUGUAGCUAACAAGAUCCCUGAAGGACGGGCUACUGGACAAGAUUCCUGGUAUAGAAGAAGCAAAAAAAGACUGGUCAUGAUAUGCUAAGUAGAUUCCUCGGUCUUCUGAGCCUUCUGAUAAUGUUUACGGUCCCAUGCUGUCAAGAUCAAGAGGCUAAAGUAUGCUCACAAGCAACAUCAGGCUACAUAAUGCAGUGAUGAGUAUUUAUAGCUUUUAAGCACUUUAAGCUAUUAGACAAACUAACAGGGAACUAGAUCAAAAACUUGCAGGUCAGGAACUUGCACUGAAGGAGAUUGAGGAAGAUUCUGAAGACCUCGAAAGUCUACCUCUAGGACAUUUUACAAACUUCACAAUGUCUGACAACCAUAAAAAAGACUUCUUCCAGAAUACCCUGACUAAGAGCAGUUGUAAACGACAAGCGCAAAUUGAAUGGCAAUUUUGAUAGAUUCUGUAGACCUUGAUAGUCCUGAACAUUUUGCAUACCACACAAAGUCGUACAACCUUCAAAAGGAUUUUCUCGUAGCAUUACGGAGUAUUUGGUGGAAUUGAUUAUGUUUGGCUACGCAGUCAUUUAUUGAACAAACGACGUUCUUUAUUUGCCCGACGUUUCGACACCCUGAGGAAGACACAAACCCCGUGUCGAAACAUCGGGCAAAUAAAUAACAUCGUUUGUUCAAUAAAUGACUGCGUAGCCAAACAUAAUCAACUACGGAGUAUUAUGGACAGCGAUGACCUUAAAUCGCAAGCGUAGAUUUAAUGGUGAUUCUGGAAGACUUUGUAGAACUUGAGUCUUGAACUUCAGGAAAUUGAGCGAAUUUUACUAUAUACAACAAUCGUAAAAAGGUCUUCUCUUUGGAUUGUGGAGCAUCAUGGAUCAGAGGACAAUAAUUGCAAACGAAGAUUGAAUGACGUUUGAGGUAGAUUCUGUAGAACUUGAGAGUCCUGAACUCUAGAUCGUUAUGCAUUCCUUACAAUGUCGUACAACCUUCAAAAAGAUUUUCUAGGACUCGAAAGUCCUGAGCUUUAGGACAUUUUGAAAACUUAACAAUGUCCGGAAACCGUGAAAAGAUCUUUCCGUGCAAUUACAAAGCAACUCGGAUAAUAACGGGCAAAAAUCGCAAAGUUAUAUUGAAUUGCGGCUGUGGUAGAUCUUGUUGACCAUGUAAGUCUUAACUGCAGGAUAGUUUGGAUAUACUAGAACAUCCAAACAGCUAUCCGCUUAUUUCUGAGAGUAUUCUGACAUAACUGUGCCAUAAAUUUAUUACAUUGAUUACACUCAGGCGCUUAAAGUGCAUAUGACUUGAAUUCCAUAGCGUAUUGGAGGCCUUAAGGUGAUUUAGUUGUUCACCGAAGUAAGUCAGACAUCAAGGAUCUCCGAAACCUAGUGCUGUCAUGGUAAAAGCAGAGCUGGUUACUCAAGGUUUCAGACUUUCAAACGCCUCUUAUACUGGUACGCCCUCAUGGAAAUGACUUCAAUAUUGCGCCUCAUUAAAAAUUGUUCCGGGAAAAUCCCCUUCAUGAAUUAUUUCUUUACUACUAUUUUUUUUAUUCCUUGCCGGGUAUAUAAGUCACUGCGACCAGUUGAUAGAUCUAUUGUGACUUUAGGGAUUCCUUCAGGAUUUAGCAAAUCUUUUCCAGAAUGUUUAUACUAAGAUGAUUUUCGCAGAAUUUCCUAAAAUUAUUUCAGCAAGAAUUCCUCGAAAGAUUACUCCGGGUAUCCCUUUGAAAUCCAUUCCUGUCGUUCAUGAAUUUCUUUGAAAUAUUUCUCCAGGAGUUUCUUCAGAGAUUGUUUCAGAAAUUCAUUAAGAAAUUUUGCUUCGGUUUUCUGAGGGAGUUUCUCAAAAAAGUUCUCAAAUGAUUAAUCUAGAAACUAGUCCAUGGGUUUCUUCAAAAGUUUCUCCUGAGGUUUUCUUCAGGGAUUCUUUAGAAAACUUGUUCAUGAAUUGCUGCAGAAGUUCAUUCAUGUAUCUCUUCAAACAUGUGUGAAGGUAUUCUUCUAAGAAUAUUAACAUAAUUUCUCCAGAUUUUUUUUUCGGAAUUUCCUUAAAGGUUUUUUUUGGAAGAUGUAAUUCCAGGAUUUUUUUUCACAAACAUACGUAGAUCCUUUUAGAAAUUCUUUUUAAAAACAAUUGUCAGAAUUUCUCAAUUGGUUACUUCAGGUAUUACGUUAUAUAAUCUCUCAGGCUUUUAUUUGGAAUUGCAUCUAGAAGAUUCUCGAGAGAUUCUUCUGGAAAUUUCUUUGGGGGUUUCUUCAGAAGUAGCUCCAUGAAUUGCUUAGGAUUCAUUGUCACCUUUUUUAGGGAUUCUAUCGUUCAAUUUUGCGGUGACAGUUCAGGAAUUUUUCAAAGAUAUCCUUGUCCUUCUAGUCCUUAUUUCGUUUUCUUUUUGCUACAGGAUUUACUUCAAAAAAUUUCUCAAGACAGUACUUCGUUCAUUGUUUUGUACGCAUUUCUUCAGAGUUUCUUAAACUUUCUUUUAAGAAUGAAUUUCUACAGAAGUAUCUCCCGGAGUUCUUCCAGGGAUUCCUUCAGAAAACCCUCCUGUGAUCCCUGAGGAAUUCAUUGAGUGGUUUCUUCAAGAAAACUCUCCAGUUCCUUGGUCUGCAGGUUGGUUCCUUGGACUACAGGCAUUUUAAAGAUAUUUCUUCAGAAAUUCUUUCCUGGAUUUUUUACAGGAAUCCAUCCAGAAAUUUCUCAAGCUAGUUUUAUCUGGAAUUACUUUCAGAGUCCCUAGAGAACUUCCUCAUGUUUUUUUUCUAGAAAUUUAGGAAUUAAAUGGUACGUAACUGACUACAUUCAUUCAAAAAAGGUAUUUUGCUUAGAGGGUUUCGAAAAGUCAGUACAAUCCAAAGAUAACUACAGAAAUUGCUUCAAGGUUUUUUUCGUCCUGGAAACCUUCUAGAAUUUUUUUUGGAAAACCAUUCUAGGAAUCUUCAAAGGUAUCUCCAGGAGUUUUUAAGGGAAUAUUAUAGACAAUCUCUUAGGUAUUUCUUUAGAAAUUCCUCCAGUCAUCAGUUCUUUCAGUUAUUUCUGAGGAAAAAACUUGUGAAAUCCCUAGAGAAAUAUCUGAAUUCUGAAGGAAUUUUUCAAGGAAUUUUUGGAGGAAUCCUUCAAAGACUUUCUAUUCUCUGUAGGGUUUUUGAAUAAAUUUCAAGGAAAAUUUCUGAAAAACUCCACGGAAGAACUUUUGCAGUUAUUCCUUGCUGAAAUUCCUGAAGAAAUCUCUCGAGUUCUUAGGAAUUCUCUAGAGAUAUAUUUGAAGUUAUCCUUAAAAAAUAAUCAGAAGUAGUACAAGAAGGAAUUUCUGAGAGAAGCUUUAAAGAAAUUUAGAAGAAAUUUCCUGUACAAUCCCUGUAGAAAUUUCAGGAAGUUAUCUUCAAUGGAUCUCCAGAUAAACAUCUGAAGAAAUACCAAGGAAAUUCAUUAAAGAAUUCCAGGAGAAAUGUUUAAAUAAGUUUCUGAAGAAAUAUCUUCUGAGACUAUUAGGGAAAGUCUUAGUGGAGUUUACAGAAAAGUUUAUUUAAGAAUUUUUACGAAAAAACUGGCGAAAUAUUUUUUUCUAAAAUUCUUGAAGUAUUUUCUCUGAAAGUAAUCCUGGAGCAAUCUGUGGACGUAUUUUUUUUCAAAAAAUUCCUAUAGAAAUACUUGAAUAAACGUUCUUUCUGAACGUUCUUCCUAAUUUCUGCAAAAAUGCAUCUAAGAAUGUCUGGGGGAAAGACGGAAGAAACUUCUGCAGAAAUCUCUGGAGGAAUUCUCGCCUGAACCAAUGAGAGUAAAAAUGUAAGAAUCUCUGGAGAAUUUUCGUAUGAUAUUCUGGAUGAAUUCCUGAAGAAAUUUUUUACCAUAUUCCUGUGGGAAUUUUCAAUGGAAUACCUAGAACAAUUAUUGCACAAAUUUCUGGUGGGCUUCUUGAAGAAAUACCUGUUCAAAUUUCUGAAGAUAUUUCUGGAAAGCUUUCUGAUGCGUUAUUUGGAAUUUAUUAAUAUAUCUUCAGAAGAAUUUCUGAAGAAAGCCCUGCUCUCAAAGGAAUUUUGAAGGAUUCGGUGUUUCAAAAGGAACCCAUGAAAAUCUUCCUCAAAGAAUUCUUGAAUACAUUUCUGGGGAAACUCUUGAGGGAAUAUCUGGAGGAAGCCCUAGAUUGAGCUGCUGUACAGUUAGUUUGAUUCAUCAAUAUAUCAGCUGAACAAAAUGAUACAAUUUAGCAGGAUUCAGCUUGGUUUUUUUAAAUGAAAUUUACCAGGAAUUUUCUCGGAAUACCUCGAGCAAUCCUCCCAGGAUUUCUUCCGAAAUUUAUUCCCGGAUAUCUCUUGGAAUUUCAGGAGAGUUUUUGAGGAAUUUGUUGGAAGAUGUUGAAUACGAUGUUAAAGUGGAGGCGAUAUACGUACAUUUUACAUGCGCCUAAAUGAAGGCAUGCACGCAUACGGCCUCCACUUUAUCAUCUAAUGCAACAUCUUUUACGAUUACUGGUUGUCUGGGUACAGGCAUACAUACUAUUUUUGUUAUAUGAUGAGCGCAAUUUUCCCAUCUAGUAUGUAUUAACACUUUUUUUUGUGGCGUCACCUAGCGGUGAAAUCACAAACUAAUUCUUGAAUCACCAGAUAGAUCUUGACUUCCUGAAGAACUUUGCCGAAGACGGCCCUCUUCUAUAUGAUUUGGAUCCCGAGCUAGAGAAGUUUAAAAUUUUACUGCACAACUAGCGCCACCUAGCGGCGAAAUUACCAACUAAUUGUUGAAUCGUUAGAUAGCUCUUGACUUCCUGAAGAAUUUUGCCGAAGACGAAACGUUUCUAUCUGCUCUGAAUCUCCAGAUAGAGAAGUUUGAAACUUUACUUGACGACUAGCGCCACCUAGCGGCGAAAUCACCAACUAGUUGUUGAAAACCAGAUGGCUCUGGACUUCCUGAAGAACUUUGCCGAAGACGGCACUUUUCUAUCUGCUCUGGAUCCCGAGAUAGCGGAGUUUGAAGCUUUACUUGACAACUAGCGCCACCUAGCGGCGAAAUCACAAACUAAUGGUUGAAUCACCAGAUUGUUUUUGACCUACUGAACAACUUUGCCGAAGACAGCAUUGUUCCAAAUAAAGUAGAUCUCGAGAUAUCUGCAUGUAAUAACUUAUGAGUGCUUCUGCUGGCAAGUGUACGUAGCAACUACUUCUACAUAGCGUCUCUAUCGGCCAAAUUGCCAACUAAUUGGAUGAUAGCUGGUAUUGUGUCGUAGAUCUAUUCUAGUAUUUUGCCAAAGAAAGUGUGGUGCUAUCUUGUAAUUGGGCGAAAUCCCAUAAGCUCUGUGAUUCCCACAACACGGAUUCCUCCUGUACCCCCGAACCAACCGUGUAGUAGGAGUCUAGACUGUGUUUACACCGUUUACCUCAAGGUUUACCUUCUCAUUUUAUCUCUCUCCCCUCACAUACUCACGACAGCUAUGCUCAGCUGACGGUUCAUCCAUCAACCGAGGUUGUCUCGUCCUGUGUGGACCGCAUAUUGCGCUCUGGUUGCGCUGUCGCAGGGUGGAACGGAGCUGUGCUAACAGUAGAGGUGAUAGGAAAAAAGAGUUAGUGAGUGGUUUCCACAAUCAGAAAGAUAGAACAUGGUAUUCCACCCAAAAUUUCUGUCGGGGUUUCUUCAGGGCUUUCUUCCAAGAUCUCUUCAGGCAUUUCUAAUGGGAUGCACAUUCCUCUUUGGAUUGUCCCAUUGAUAUUUUUAAACUCCCUGUUAUAGAAAUGUGUCUCUGGAUUGCUUCAAGGAUUUCUGCAGAGAAAAUUCCCGGGAUUUCCCUUGGAAUUCCUUCCAGGAUUAUUUCAGGAUCUUUGCAAUAAAACCGGUUCUUAUUUUCAUAGGAGUCUCCUUCGAAUUCCUGGAGAGCGUAGUAGAGAUGAUAGGGUAAGGGUGAAUAUAGAGUUGAAGUCAUACGCUUUCUGAUGUCAGUCAUAGGUUAGCCAAUGUAUGUUUGGAUGAAGGUGUGUUCAUCGCCACUGAACAUUGUGGACAUAACCGCUCGUGAAAUGCUGCACAGAUCGAAUCGUGAGUGCGUUACGAAGAAAUAUCGAUUCAGAAACGGAGUUUCCAACGCAGUUUGGGUGCAGGAAAAGGCAGUGUAUUGCAGAAAAAGAAAAUCAAUAAAAGUGAACCGUAUUUAUACCACCUAGUAAAAAAACAGUUUCCAUUCAGUUCCAUCGCACUGGUUGAAGCUAACUUUGUUGAAUUCUAUUCAUAUACAUAUUUAAGAAAAAAAGGAAACGCUAAAUAAACGGAUAUUCUCGUAAAACAAAAAAAAAAUGAAAGAAUAAUCAGAAAACAAAAGCAUUAUCGUUAAGUGAAAUUAGUGAAAGUAUUAUCUAGCAGUUUUUGGCAAAGCAAAGUGUUGUUAAGUACAUCCUCGUGCUAAUGGAAGUAUAAAUACAAAAAAAAAACCUAGAUGUUGUAAAUAGUGACCUGAUCUUAGUUUAAACCCAGCGUAGCCAGUUUGUUCAGUCAACCCAAAAUCGAGUUAGUUUAAGGCAUUUCAGUUACACACCGGUUGCAAUGAACUAAAUGUUAAGCGACAGUAUUCAUCUUCGUUAGUGAUGAUUUCGUUCCGAUUUAGAACAAUUAAAAAAAAAGAGAUAAUCAGUUGAAGCUUGGUCAAUCCCCAUCUCACAAUUUCGUAGGCGAUAAUAAAUGUGAUUUUUGGAACAAAAAACAAAGCAGAACUAACCAACUACACUUAUCCGAAGAAUACAAAAAAAUAAAUCCUCUUCUUAGGAGAAGUUACAUCCUCAAACAACCAUACCCACAUUAAAAUUUGUGCAAACAAAAGUAAAACAAAAGAAAAAAAAAACAUUAAAAUGUAUAUUUAUAUAGCGACAGAGACAAAAGCCCAACGCUGUUGAAUCGAUUUAACGCCCCCUCAAUAGUUUGAAACCUCCCUCGAAGCGGAUUUCUGGACCGAAAGUAGCCGGCUUCACCAUUACGGAACACUCAGUAGAAGCAUAAUCCUAAAGGAAAGAUGACGAUCCGAUGCUGUUGUGGAAGGAAGCUUCGAUGAAGAAAUCCAGCAAAUAAAAUUGAACAAAAGAAGGCUGGAACACGACAUAAAGUUUUAUCUCAGUUGUUAGCCAGCAGCCAGCAAAACUAGUUAAGUUCGAAUUCGAAAGCUCUGGUAUUGGUCGACGUAAGGGUAUUUCAUGAAAUACUAAAUAAAAACACAGAAUAAAUAUAUAUCGGGGAAAUACGACGGGACACGCUGCGCGAAUAAGAAGACAGAAAACAAAAGACAGAGACGGAAACCAAAAACCAAAUAAAUUAUGUUAAUAAUAAAAGUACUUUAGGAAAAAUGUAAA